CCGCCGGAACAAGAGAUACUGGAAGAAGAGACGGGAAGAAGAGGAGGAGGAGGAGGAGGAGGAAGAGGACAGAGACAAGGAAAGCCUCGGUGCGGCUCGGAGCAGCAGUGGGAGUGAGGGAGGCGGGUGGGGCCUGAGUAGUCGGAGCAACAUGCGCUGCUCAACCCUACUGACCAUCUUCACUUUCGUGCUGCUCUACCUGGUUUUGGGCGCCGUGGUUUUCCGAGCGCUCGAGGUCCCCCACGAGACCGACCACUACCUGGCCCUGCUCAAGGCGCGAGAGGAGUACCUGGGCAACUACACCUGCAUGAGCCCCGAGGCGCUGCAGGGCCUCAUCGAGAGAGUUGCCGACGCCCUAGGGAAUGGAGCCGACCCCACAGUCAACGCCACCUUUACCACCAGCUGGGACCUAGCCAGCGCCCUCUUCUUCUCUGGCACCAUCAUCACAACCAUCGGUUAUGGCAACAUUUCUCCCAAAACAGAUGGAGGGAAACUCUUCUGUAUUUUCUACGCCCUGGUGGGGAUUCCCAUGUUUGGUAUUCUGCUAGCUGGAGUGGGUGACCACCUUGGUACCGGGCUUCGAAAUGCCGUUGCAAAAGUGGAGAUGUUUUUAAUGAAAUGGAAGGUGAGCCCCACCAUAGUGCGAGUCAUCACUGCAGUGUUGUCCAUCGCGCUUGGCGUGGCCCUCUUCGUGGCCCUCCCCAUAAUAGUCUUCCAGGAAGUGGAGCACUGGACCCUACUCGACUCUGCCUACUUCGUGGUCAUAACGCUCACCACCGUGGGCUUCGGAGACUACGUUGCAGGUGAGCAGGGUGUGGCCGGCAGUGACCACUGGUACAAACCACUCGUCUGGUUCUGGAUCCUGGUAGGACUGGCUUACUUCGCCUCCAUCCUCGCCAUGAUUGGCAACUGGCUGCGGGUGCUCUCAAAGAAGACCAGAGCUGAGAUGGAAGGUCUGAGAGCACACGCCACCGACUGGACCACGAACAUUCAGAACAUGUCGGUGGACUUCCGCAUGCCAAACAUGCCAACCAUGGAAGACCCUUUCAAGCGGGUGACCACCCGCCGGCGCCGGCGCCACCGUAGCCACGGCCACGGCGGUGACUCCGGUGGCGCCGGGGAGGGCGGGGACGGACGGCGACACAGAGGAGGACACGACGGCCAGCACCCGGGCAGCGAAUCGGGCUCGUCCUUCUACUCGUACUCAUCCAACGAGUCGGGAUCCGAGAGCUGCUCAGCAGACACGCAGACGGAGCGCAUGCACGAGGGCGAGACGGAGAGGGAGCGGUCGAGGAAACUCAAACCGCCGCCACCCAUACCCGCCACCGUGCCCAGCGCACCGCCAGCUCCAGACCCAGACCCGGCCACAACCACCCCGUCUCCAGGCGACCAGGGGAAGGAGGAGGGCCAGCCGCUGGCGGAGUACUUCGGGGAGAACCUGGCGUACAUCGACGAGUCCUCAGACGCCGUGAGCGGAAAGGUUCGCCUGGACCCUCAGGGGGACUCGUCCCAGACCAGCUCUGCUCGGAGGGCCAAGCGGAGGCGACCCAAACGGCCAGCGCCGCAGUACAGGGCGACACACAGGACGAGCCCUGGCCCUGGGCCAACGGAGAACGGGGAGCCAAUCGGGGACGUACCACCACCUCCCACAUCCACCGCCUCUCGAAAACCCCCUCCUGGUCCACCGAAGCCUUAAGCAAACCUCAAUCGCCAUGGUGUCUCUCUGUUGGGAGUUUGCGGUUAUACUCGUGUCUCUUCUCAUUUGCAACUGGCCACACAACAACAAGGAAGUCCUAGAAGUUUAAGUAGUGACAUGAACGAUGGGGUGUCUCGGCAAGACAAGCUUCAGCAAGCUUCAACAAGACAAUCAGUGAGUGCUCACAUAAAAAAAAGAAACAUGUAAUCCUGAUGAUGCAGAAACUUCUAAUCCAAGGAGAAUGAGACUUCCAAUCCAAGGAGUCAAUCUUGAAAAAAGACAUUAUGGACUACACAGGCUUUGCUGGAUAUCUGACAAUUCAACACUUUCAGGUCCUCAAGAUGUGGCUGAAUGGGCUUUGCGCAUGAGGUGGGACUGAAAAGGUCAAAAGGUCGAAAGACAGUCCAUUGGAAACUGACCUUCAUGGUGCACUAACAUAAUACGCAUGAAAUGUCCUGCCUUCAUGGGAAUGGCAGGAAGAUCAGCAUUUCCCUAUGUAGCAGUCAGAGGCUAUUUGCUGCUAAAAUGUGCAUAUAUGGUGAGAUGAGCACGAUGACGUCAGAGGGCGGACAAACUGGAUUGAGAAAGUAAAAACAUCAGAUAUUCCUUCUGCCUUGUGCAAAACAUUAUUUCUGCCUUGUGCACCUCAUAGGUGGUUUCACUAAAUAGCUCAUCUACCUGGAUGACCUGGUGUGGUAUUUAGGAUCAGCAGGUAAAUUGAAUUGGCUGGAGCAAAUAUAAAGCAGCAUUUUCACUUUCUGAACCCGGGAUGUCCACCCCUGGAAAUACUGUCAUCGAGUCGGUAAAUAGGUCAGUUAUCAUCAGGGCCUCCACAUCUCAGGUUGCAGUACUUUACAGCCAAGAUGGCCGCUAGAGGCCAUGCCAACUAUCCUCCAAAUGUUUCCUUUUAUGCUGACUCGAAGAUAAAAACUAUGCACAGUACACUGUACAUGCACUUACAAUCCUCUUAUUUUAAAAGGGUUCAUACUGAAUAGUCAGCAGGACACAACAAUAGAGAGAUGAUAGAUUUAGGAUUAGGAUUUAGGUUACCUUACAACCUUAUGUGUGAAAUGGCUUUUAGUUUUUUUUGUUUAAUCUGUUUGCUUUCUGCAGUUUAAAUCAAAUGAGUGCAAGAUACAAGGCUGCAGCCUCAAAAUAUAACGUACAACUAGUGUGUUUGUUUAAUUAGCAUCGCUAGUCAAGCACUUACUAAAGAUAGCCUACACCCUGACAGUCCAAUUUAUAUGAAAGUCUACAUUGUUUACACCAUCAUCUCUGAAUAUCCUACUACGUACUUUACUUGUUUGCGCCAAAAUGCCCUGUGCCUCUACACCCAUAGUCUUUUUCAUUUUUUGUUUGUUUUUUUGUCACAUUUACUUUUAUACUUAUAAAAUUACACAUGACUGGUAUGAUUUUAUUUAAGUGUGAAAAGAAAUGUUCACUAUGCCCUAAUGUGAGGUGUCAUGAUGAUGGUUACUGGAAGAAGGAAAAAACGUCUGAAACGUGUAAUGUUUCAAGGCAAACAUAUACAAUAGCCUGCAUGUAAUUUAUACUGAUUAUAGAGUUUAAAAGCACUUCCUAACACAUUGUGUCUAAUCUGCAUCUUCAAUGCACUCAGACUAUUUCAGAGUUGACAUACAGCUAUCACUAACCAGGGAAAGGGGAUAUUUGAGUUAUUCACUACCACAGCAAAUGUAUGCAAUUUCAAGAUGUCGGAAUGUUUAUAAGAGUUUUUAAGAGCAAGUAUUGUUUUCCGAAUGUUUUACUUUACUACUGUGUGCUUUGUUUUUGUUACUGUGAAGAUUCAGAAUUUAUAUAUUUUUUGUAAGAUGUAACCUGUAAUGCCUGCCACUUUUUCUGCACGUUAACAAAAACGCAAACACAGAAGCUGAAAUAUCACUAUUGCUGGGUAUAGCCACUAUGGCAAUGUACUGUGUUAGAUAAUUACUAAACCGACUUUCAACUGCUUGUGUCUGUCAUCAAAUGCCUUGUUUACGUGUAUGUGGAUAUUUUUAAAACCAGAUAUUGUUAUUACAUAUAUGUAAUAAUGUAUGUUUAUUACAUUUAUUACAUACAUGUGUGUCAAGUGGAUUAAUGAAAACAAUAGCAUUGUGACAAGUGCAUUUUAGAAGUUGCCACUUAACACUCAAAAAUAUACAUUACAUGGGGGCUAAAACUGUGUUGACAUGUAAACAAAAGGCCCAAAUGUAUGCAUUUACACAAAUAUCCAUAUAUGUGUAAACAGGCUCUAAAAUGAGACAGACAACAACUAAUAGUUUACAGAAGUCUUGGUUCCUUGUAUUUUUAAAGGGUGCCAUAGUACCUGUAUUUUAUUUAAUUAAAUCCUAAAGUAAUGAU
Messenger RNA from Engraulis encrasicolus (European anchovy), 4054 nucleotides. RefSeq names its product potassium channel subfamily K member 4 (gene kcnk4b). Lineage: Eukaryota; Metazoa; Chordata; Actinopteri; Clupeiformes; Engraulidae. Gene Ontology annotation, molecular function: outward rectifier potassium channel activity; potassium ion leak channel activity. The record is from RefSeq and is a predicted model, not a curated record. Gene Ontology annotation, biological process: stabilization of membrane potential; potassium ion transmembrane transport. The coding region runs from base 152 to 1696 and encodes 514 amino acids. Gene Ontology annotation, cellular component: plasma membrane. The transcript has 7 exons.